Molecule: messenger RNA, 669 nt
Organism: Entrophospora candida
Lineage: Eukaryota; Fungi; Glomeromycota; Glomeromycetes; Entrophosporales; Entrophosporaceae
Source: the annotation of a GenBank genome assembly
GGAUUAUAUGAACGUUUGAAAACAAAAAAACUUUCUAAAUUACUUAAACCUCCUAAACUUGAAAUAGAAAAAUUAGAUUCCAUACAAGAACAUUUCGUCAUUGCAUUAAUGAAUAAUAUAGACACACAAAUACCAAUGGCAACAAAUUUAAAAUAUUAUUAUGAACUUGUGUCAUUCCUUCUUUCUAUACAUAAUAUUUGGAAUUCGAUUAACUAUCAAGAAAAAAUGAAGGUUAGUGAAAAAACCUGGAGGAACGAUAUGAUUUCUUCAACAAUAAGGUUUUUAUCAAUUAAUAGUGGUAAAAAUGUUGUUAAAUUAAGUGAUGGUUCUGCAUCCGAAUCGACAAAAGAUCGUAACAACCAAUCUGGUGGUCCUUUGAGAUUCCCAGACUAUAUGUGGCUUUUCUAUAAUAAAGAAAAGCAAUAUAGUUAUGAAUUUUUAUUUGUAGAAGUGUCUUAUGGACCCCAUGCAGGUGGUGCUUAUCUGUCACAACAUAUUAAAGAAGAUAGAUCUCGACUGGCAAAAAUGGCAAAAGAGGGUUGGAACAGUAUUUUAAAUUUUAUAAAAGAAUAUGGGGAUGAAGAUUGUGUGAAAAUACUAAAUGAAUUGGAAAUAAUCACUAUCCAUGUGUAUACACCAAUAGAGCAUAUAAACCUUUCUUCAGUAUGA